Messenger RNA from Adineta ricciae, 4893 nucleotides. The record is from the annotation of a GenBank genome assembly. NCBI's taxonomy places the organism in Eukaryota, Metazoa, Rotifera, Eurotatoria, Adinetida, Adinetidae.
AUGGACGCGUUCAUUCGUCAAGUUCCUCAUGACAACACAGAACUAAACAAUCAAUGGCCGGCUAUAUUCGAUCGAUUGAAUAAAUUAUCACGGGAUAUUCCUGAAAAUAAUGGGUCGUCAUGCAAAAUAAAGUGUCUCGACGCUCUUGUUGACUACGUUCUCGCUGAUGAUGAAGAAUUCGAAGAAAUCAAGUCAAGUUUUAUUCAGCAAACUCUCAAUAAACUACCAAAUGAUCAUUCGAUACCAAACGGCGAAUUAGUGCGAAUCUUUUGUCGGCUGUUAGAUGCUCAAAAAACGAAUAAAACUAUUCAUCUGAAACUAAUUCGGAAAAUGUAUUAUUUUUAUCGACUGGGUGAAUGUCUAUGUAACGAUGGGGCUGUACCAUUGAUCGAUCAAAUUUUUUACUCAUUACAAAAACAGGACUUUUCCAAUAACAAUUUGAGCGAGAAGAUGCAAGAAGAUUGGAAAGAAUUUGUUUCAAGAAGUCUUUUCUCCCAAUUAAGCUGUGAUGGAAAUAAAUUAAACAAAUCAGAAACAAUGGACACUAUGAGAAGCAGCUAUCAACAAUUAUACAGACAUGCUGUACUGCGCUCUCAUGAGUCAACCAUUUGGUCACAAAUCUCGUGCGUUAUUGCACGAACAUUUCCUACCAUAUUCGACGUUUUUGCCACACCAGAAGAUCUACAACUACACCUAUCAGCUGCAGUUACACCUCCAGUUGCCUUCGACUAUGUCAACUUAUUAGCCCAGUCACUACAACGACAACCUGACUUGUUCAAAAGCAACUCUUCUCAUAUCUAUGCAGCCAUCGAACAGCUCGUCGUACACAACAAUAUCAAAGAAGCUGACUCUAUUCUUACCUAUGCCAUCGUGCAUCACUUUGGAUUAAUCACGAAUCACGAAGAAAUCAUUAACUUGUUCAUUCGUUUAUGCUCAACAGUUACUGNCGACUAUGUCAACUUAUUAGCCCAGUCACUACAACGACAACCUGACUUGUUCAAAAGCAACUCUUCUCAUAUCUAUGCAGCCAUCGAACAGCUCGUCGUACACAACAAUAUCAAAGAAGCUGACUCUAUUCUUACCUAUGCCAUCGUGCAUCACUUUGGAUUAAUCACGAAUCACGAAGAAAUCAUUAACUUGUUCAUUCGUUUAUGCUCAACAGUUACUGAUGUCGAAUGUCGACAUUCGUUUUGCAAGCUCCUCAUCGCACCAUUCAUAUACGAACUAGCCAAGAAGAAGCCGAGCAAGAAGCUGGCAGUGAGCUGUUUUGAUCUGAUUAUUGCCAUUGCUGAUCUGAAAGUGCCGGAAGCGCUUCCUUCUAUCAAACGUCUGGUCGCAAUUAGUGAGUUCUAUCCAUGGAAACAACUCGAUAAACAUCUCACUCAUCUUAUCCAAGUGUGCAGCGCAUAUGAUGAGGUGUCAGGCGACAAUAAGAACAAAGAUCUGUCGAUCUUAGCGGAUGUUCUCAAAGUAGUGCAUGAUCGAACAAAGACGAAUGCAUCGAUACUACAAGCAACACAUGAGCCAGCACUAGAAGCUGUGCUGAAAUGGACCUCGGGUAAGAAUGAAGCUGAUGGUGAAGGAUGUAGAGAAUAUGUCUACGAAAUGGGUAAAUUAAUGACUGAACUGGUUGAUGAGAAGCGGGUGAGCGCGGACACAUGCCGACAGUUAGUUGCGGUUCUUCAGAAACGUGUCAACGAUCUUGAUGGGGACUCAUAUGAAGUUAAUUAUGCCUAUGAGGGAUUUCUAUCGGCAGUAACAACUUUAAUAACAAGGUGCAUGAAGCAACUGAAAUCACUUCCGCUGACUUUACAUGAAGAUGUGGCAAGAUACUGUCUCUCAGCAUUGAAGUAUCCAUUACAUCGUGAAAAUGGAUCAGCAACAGUCGAAUAUCUUACAGCUCUGCUUCUAUGGUUUUCAGUAGGAGCAUGUCUUGGUAAUGAAGAUGAUGCUCGUGUAUAUGAAAAGUGUGCUGAUCGGCUAUUUGAAAUGGUCUACAAUGAAAAUGAAGAAAGUAUGCAUUCAUGGUGGAGUACAUACUGGAGCAUAGUUUUGAUGAAUUAUCCAAACGUUGCAGCUAAUCAUAGUGAACAGUUACUGCAAGAAAUCAUCGACCAUAAACAAAUAAUGCNAUGGUUUUCAGUAGGAGCAUGUCUUGGUAAUGAAGAUGAUGCUCGUGUAUAUGAAAAGUGUGCUGAUCGGCUAUUUGAAAUGGUCUACAAUGAAAAUGAAGAAAGUAUGCAUUCAUGGUGGAGUACAUACUGGAGCAUAGUUUUGAUGAAUUAUCCAAACGUUGCAGCUAAUCAUAGUGAACAGUUACUGCAAGAAAUCAUCGACCAUAAACAAAUAAUGCUAUUAGGAAUGCUCAUCAUUGUCUAUCCGAAAAAUCCACAACCAUUUCAUGAACGGCUCGACGAUCUCAUUCAUGCUCUCUUCGAUAACAAUGGUCAACAGCUUACCUCCAUCGCUUCUCUUCUCAACACCAUCUUCCGAGCAAACCCUCAACUCAUCACGCCCGCACAGAUCGACUACUUAUUCACUUCCAUCACUUCUCAUCAUCACAUCCCAUAUGCUUCAGAUUCUAUCUACCGACUACUUGCACUUGUUGCUAAUGCACAACCACAACUCUUCGACAAAUAUCGACAACAACUCAUCGAAGCAGCCUCGCAACAGCAAACAUACGAUGUGUUCAAUUGUCUGCACCAGUACGUGAUUGCCUCGAGCGUGCUGAAUGGUGAAGAAGCAGCUGGUGAUAAUCUCACUCUGCUGAUCGACUUGAUCAAAAACACAAAGACACUUUCAUCUGAUCUGUGCACCCAGAUAUUCCAGACGUGCCAGGCGAUUGGCAGUCGAUACAAGGCAGCUUUAGCGAAGAAGCGAGAAGAUCUUGUAUUGUAUGAGUCUAGUAAUUCGAUGUGUCGAACGCUGAUUGACAUGAUCGAUGGAAACAAGAUGAGUGAAGAACAACAGGCUCUAUUGAAUCGAACAGUUGAUGAAAUGACAGAAAUUGAAGCAAGAGUAGUUCAAACGGAAAAGACUGUCGACAAGGUCACGAAACUAGUGAAACGUCAAGAGCUACAUAUGACCAAUCUCGAUGCUCAUGUCAAUCAUAUCGACACACAAAUUACCGACCUUCACCAACAAGUCGACCUGCACGCGCGAGAAAUCGAACGCAUCGAUGCCAAGACACUCAGCUAUGUGCCAUCCGAAUGGGGACAUCAAGUUUGCCGACUUCUCAAUAUGACCAAUCUCGAUGCUCAUGUCAAUCAUAUCGACACACAAAUUACCGACCUUCACCAACAAGUCGACCUGCACGCGCGAGAAAUCGAACGCAUCGAUGCCAAGACACUCAGCUAUGUGCCAUCCGAAUGGGGACAUCAAGUUUGCCGACUUCUCAAUGUUCGUGCAGACAAUGAUUGGCGUCUGCUCGGCAAACGCUUCGGCUACUCAGCCAGCGAACUCAAACACUGGGCCAUGCAACUCGAUCCAUCCAUGUCACUGCUCAACGAAUGGUACAUGACACAUAAAGCAGACGAAGCCACCUAUGGAUUGCUAAAGAUGCUCGGCGACAUCGGCCGAUCAGAUGUCGAAGAUAUCAUUCGCAGUGCAAUGAGUGUAGCUGGUCAGCUCAUUCCCGACGAUCUCCCCAUCGACAUCAAACGACUGCCACCGGUGUUUCUCUCUUAUCAGUGGGGAUCACAAAAAGCUGUUACUCGACUGAAGUCACAUCUCGAGCAAGCUGGAUAUGGAUGUUGGAUGGACACGGGCGAGAUGGGCGGCGGUGACAAGCUAUUCGCCAAGAUUGAUGCAGGCAUUCGUGGGGCGAAAGUGGUGGUCUGCUGCCUGAACAAGAAGUAUGCACAAUCAGACAACUGUUCGCGUGAAGUUCAUCUGACGAUCAGCACGGGUAAACCGCUGAUUCCACUGCAGAUGGAAAAACAAACCUGGCCACCAGAAGGUGCACUCGGUCCCAUCAUGAGCGAGUAUCUCUACAUUCGCUUCUUUGAUCGCAAAGCUAACGACGAAAACUACUGGCCGGCAGACAAGUUCACUGAACUACUUGGUCAGAUUCGCUAUCAUGUCGCACCCGAUCCGGACAUGAUCAGUGACCAAUAUCGCAACUGGUUCGUGCCUCGUGUGGAUAAUCUCAUCUUUUUGCAGCCAACUGCGACCACCGAUAGUACAACAACAACGCCGGAUGAAAAGAAAGACAAAGAAGCAAAAGAGCAGAAGAAGAAGAAGAAGACAGGUGGCGACGACGACGACGACGACACCCCACUCGUUGUCACUCAUCCACAGAUCAUGAUCUCUUAUCAGUGGGACUACCAGAAAGAUAUUGUCGUCCUGUACAAGAAACUAACCAGACUCGGCUAUCGAUGUUGGCUAGAUAUUUUUCAGAUGGGUGGCGGUGAUUCGUUGUUCGAGAAGAUCGACACUGGUAUUCGACAUGCGAAGUGUAUUCUGUCGUGUGUCACACCCAAGUAUACAAAGUCGAUCAACUGUCGACGUGAAAUGGCGUUGGCUGACGCACUGCAAAAGCUGAUCGUUCCGAUGCUGAUCGAAGAGACGGGGUCGUGGCCGCCGGCUGGUCCGAUGUCGAUGGUGUUUGCGGAGCGAUCGUAUGUUGAUUUUCGACGAGAAGGUGAUGGACGAGAACGAUGGAGUGGAAAAGAGUUUGAAAUGGUGCUUGCCCGGCUAAAACAGGCGAUACCUGAAGUGGAGACAGCACAGCCACGUCGACAUAUUCUUGAAAUGCAGCGACCGAUGACCAGUAUGAAACGAGAGGAAAGAGAUAAGGGUAAAGAGAAGGAGAAGGAGAAGGAGAAAUUGAAGUUGAAGCGUGUGGGAAGUGCUCCGGUAAUUGCUCAAAGUCGAGCAUGUUCGAUAAUGUAA